This is a messenger RNA of Neltuma alba, 2258 nucleotides long. Its product is annotated as butyrate--CoA ligase AAE11, peroxisomal-like. Lineage: Eukaryota; Viridiplantae; Streptophyta; Magnoliopsida; Fabales; Fabaceae. The record is from RefSeq and is a predicted model, not a curated record. Bases 222 to 1997 code for a protein of 591 amino acids. The transcript is spliced from 2 exons.
UACAUAGCCUGGCUUUCGCAUAAGCAAUCCCACUCCCCCCAGUCCUCUAUAUAUACAUAUACAUAAACCAAUCCUCUGAUUCACAGCGAACCCAUUCACCACACAAAACGACCCUUUCAUAUAUCUUUCCUUCCCUCCCUCUCUCCGGUUCUGUUCAUCUUUAGUUUGUCACCUCUGUUCUUCACUGUGACGAAUUGGCUGGAGAAGAAGAAGGUGACUCAAUGGAGAAUCUUCCAAAGUGCCAAGCGAACUAUACCCCACUCACCCCUCUCACUUUCCUCGCCAGAGCUGCUUCCUCUUAUGCUGACAGAACCUCCCUCGUCUACGACGGAGCCUCUUUCACUUGGUCUCAGACAUACGACCGUUGCUGCCGCCUCGCCUCCUCCCUCCGCUCCCUCCACGUCGCCACCCACGACGUCGUGUCGGUGUUGGCGCCCAACAUUCCGGCCAUGUACGAGAUGCACUUCGCGGUGCCUAUGGCGGGAGCUGUGUUGAACGCAAUAAACACUCGUCUUGAUGCCAACAACAUAGCCACCAUCCUCAAGCAUUCCGAAGCGAAAGUCUUCUUCGUGGACUACGAGUACGUUCCCAAGGCUGGCGAAGCACUUAGAAUCCUCAUGGAAUCUAACGGCGGCUAUUCCUCUUUGCCGCUCGUCGUCGUCAUUGACGACCUCAACUCUCCCACUGGCAUCCGCAUGAACGAGCUCGACUACGAGCUCCUUAUCCGCCGUGGCGACCCCACCUUCGUCCCCAUCGAGCCUCACGAUGAGUGGGCCCCAAUUGCCCUUAACUACACCUCUGGCACCACCUCUGCACCAAAAGGCGUCGUUUACAGUCACAGAGGAGCUUACCUCAGUACGCUCAGCUUGAUCCUAUGCUGGGAGGUUCCCACGGCACCAGUCUACCUGUGGACCCUGCCUAUGUUCCACUGUAACGGCUGGACCUUUACUUGGGGGGUGGCGGCGCGUGGCGGCACCAAUGUCUGCCUUCGCAACAUCACGGCCUUGCAAAUCUUCAAGAACAUAGCCCUUCACAACGUAACUCACAUGUGCUGUGCGCCCAUCAUCUUCAACAUCAUCCUCCAGGCUAAACCAGCCGAGCGCCACCGCCUCACCUCGACAGUCGAGAUCCUCACCGGAGGCGCGCCUCCCCCGGCGGCGCUGCUCCAACAGAUAGAGCCGCUCGGGUUCCACGUCACGCAUGCCUACGGCCUUACGGAAGCCACUGGACCGGCGCUUGUGUGCGAGUGGGAUAAAAAGUGGAAUGAUUUGCCGAAAGAGGAACAAUCGAAGCUGAAAGCUCGUCAAGGGGUUAGCAUAUUAACGCUUGCAAAUGUUGACGUGAAGAAUCUGGAGACGAUGGAGAGCGUGCCCAGAGACGGGAAGACGAUGGGAGAGAUAGUGCUGAGAGGGAGUGGCAUCAUGAAGGGCUAUUACAAGGAUCCAAAAGAAACAUCCAAAGUGUUCCAAAAUGGGUGGUUCAGAACAGGGGAUGUCGGGGUCGUACACCCAGAUGGUUAUUUAGAGAUCAAAGACAGGUCCAAGGAUGUGAUUAUCUCCGGCGGAGAAAACAUUAGCAGUGUCGAGGUGGAGAAUGUUCUUUACAACCAUCCGAGGGUGUCGGAAGCUGCGGUGGUGGCAAUGCCUCACCCGAAGUGGGGAGAAAGCCCCUGCGCCUUCAUAGCUCUGAAGAAGAAUGAAACAGGGAAGAAGACCAGCGAUGACGACGACGUCACGGAGAGUGAUAUGAUUGGGUAUUGCAGGAAGAGGAUGUCACACUUCAUGGUUCCGAAGGUCGUCAGGUUCAUGGACGAGCUGCCAAAGACCUCAACGGGUAAGAUUCUCAAGUUUGAAUUGAGGGAGAAUGCGAAGGCGUUCGUUGUGCCCGAAGAUGUAAAGACGACGUCGUCUAGCUCUGCACGGGUUGAUCGAAAUAACAACAAUAAUAAUGAAGGUGGUCAUUACAACGAACAGGUUUUGGCUCUUUCCCGUCUUUGAAUCGAAUCACUCAGGUCCUUUUUCUUGGGAAAACAAUGGAAAGAGGGUAAAAGAGCCCAACAAAGUUCUGUGUGUUUGUGUACAUACUCUGUAAUUGGGAGAGAUGCUAUGUAGCAAGUAUGUACUUAUUUUAAGUAGUUUUUAUUUGAGUAAAACAACCUUAAACCCCGCUUGUCCUAUGGAUACGUAUUUAAGCUUUUAAAUGUCUUUUUUAUUUUAAAAUAUUAAUGAUCAGCGGGCUAUACAACUAGUCCAUGUGUA